AUGUCGUACGACACGAAUCUGCACCGCACCUUUGACUACCAGCUAUCCCCUGCGCCGCUGCGCAUCAUCGACUGGGCCCCGGUGAAGGCCGUCGCUCGGUCAGUGCUUCAGUCUGGCCAAGGCGCCAAGGAGUUCACGCUUGUCGAUGACGCCACAUCGAACGCGUCCUCCGUGGCGGCGGCAUACGCGCAGCAGGAGAAUCAGCGUCGCGUGCGUGAAAGCCGUGAGUCAUCGGCCUCCCUGUCCACACCUGCGGCUACAGAGGAUGCGGCAGCGCCCGGGGGGCCGCUCUCUGCCAUUGGGGAGUCGACCGUGUCGGAGUUUCCGGGCCUCUCCGCGGCAUCGCCCUAUUACACCCCCGGAAUGAACAGCGGUGCGGCAGCCGCGGCCGGAUGCAGUGGCGGUGGCCACGCGGAGCUCUGCGUCCUGCAUGUAGAUGAUGCGCCACCACAGCAGCAGCAGCGACAGCAGUCGGAUACGUGGGCAGCCACACCCGGUGAACCGGCUGGGGGGGCGGCCACGGCAACAUCAGAGGCGCUGGCGCACACGGUUGUCUCGUCGGCCGAGACGACGAGUGCUGUGGCGGCACCAGCAACAGCAGUCUUGGUAAACGGCAGCGGCACCGGCACGCCUGCGGCCGUAAUGGAUAGCGCACAGCGGCCACGCACGUCCUCACCUUUGGCGGCACCACCGCUGUUGGCGAAGGGGGUGUCGCAGUACGGUGCUGCGGGCGUGAUGUACGGCUUCGACACGGUGUACCACAAGGGCUCCUUUGGCGUUCUGGCGGGUCUUUUCACCGGCGCCGGGUAUCACCAGGUGAACACACACUAUCGACAAGAGCAGUCGGCACCACCGCGGCGUACAGAGCCGGCAAAGGGCGAGCACGGGAGUUGGGUUGGGACACUAGGAGCAGCAGCGAGGACAUCACAGGCUGUAACUCCGUCAGCUGUCCCGACACCGCGGUCCGACUCGAUGACGAGGGCCGCUACAAAUCCCAGCUGCUCGGAGCAAGGGCUCAGCGGUGCUGCGGACGCCGCGGUGGUGCCCGGUGCAGUGGAGCUGCAGGCAGCAGAGAACAGUGCACCGUCUCCACCGCCCACCCUGCAGCCGCGGCUGGAGCAAGUGAUCGCUUCUCACCGCCACGGCCAACUACAGGUCUACAACGCGCUUCAGCUGUUCUGGUACUGGGGUGCGCGGCGGUGGACCGGUGUGCUGAACGUGCGUGUCACACCGCUGCCGUCCGGGGAUGCGCUGCUGCCGGUGUGCGAGUACGUGGCACGCACGGUGAUGACGGAGUGCUCACUUGUCAUCGACGACCCUGUCGUGUACCUUCACAGCUUCGUCGUGAUGCUGGGACGGCGCACACGGGCUGCGGAGGAACUGGGCAGCAGCCCCAGUACCAGUGCCGCCGUCGUGGGUGCCGAGGUGCAGAGCUGCAAUGAGCUAUACCAGGCAGGGUCGAGGCACCCCCUCGAAGCCGCUGCCGAAGCGUCUCUCACAGACGAGGCCACCGGCACGGCUACCACCGGUGCUCAGCACCAUCCGGCGGAAGGUACUGGCCACCUCUCCGUGCCCCCAGUCCCGGGGGCGCACAGGGAUGACAUCCAGUCGAGGACGGGUAGGCCGUCGACUGAGGGGAGCACCGCGGCUGGCACACCAGGCAACGCAGGCGUAGCGAGCGUUUCGUCCUCCCCUAAUGUGACUCCAUCGCCGCCAAGCAGGCACUCACCUGUAAUGUCUUCGGCCCAGCACAAGCACAGAAGUCCUCCCACCGCUCGCACGGACACCGCCUCGGAUCACGCACACAGCGCGGCGCAAUAUGAUGUCGCAGCUUCACCAGACGCCGCUGCCGUCGACAACGCCAGCGAGGCGCCGCUGCCUGAGUGGCUCUACUGGUAUCAGCGGUGCGCGCUAGAGACGACCGAUGAAUGGCUUUGGAACCGCGCGGCGUCCGAGGUGGCCGACGACGCUGCGCGCUCCGCCACGCCGUGGUGGAAGCCGCGCCACAUCAAAAUGGGCGUCGGCCUGGCGCUUCGCUACCGCAAGCCUCGCGGCGUGAAUGUGUAUUGGGGCUGGAGUGCACGAGUGGGCCGCGGCAUGCACUUCUCUGGUCACAUUGAUGUGCUGCGCCGCAUGAGCUGCGCGGUCAGCUCCACCUUCGGGUUCCUCGACGUGAGUGUCCGGCUCCGCGUGAACCUCGUCACGCUUCACCAGACGGCCCUGGACGCGGGCGUGUGCUGGCGGCCCAUGCCGCAAGUGCCGGAGUUUGCGGUUCGGCUGGCGACGUCGGCCAACGGCACGACACUCGGUGUCGAGAUUGCGGACGUGGCGCCGACGCUCUACGGCCCCGUCAUCGCGCGGUUGUCGGCUUGGCGCGCACGGCGCCACCACGCAGAGGCCACUGAGCCAUAUAAAGGUAUUGGGGGCAGCGGAGAGGACUGCAUGGCCGGCGCUGACCAGAGCAGCGUCGGUGGCGGCGCUCCUGCUGGCGUCGCAGACGCCAGUCGGGAAGAUCUAGUAGGGCUUCUGCCCAUCACGUGGUAUUACUUGCAGGCCACCGGGUCAAUCAUCACUUCAGCCUUCUCCAGUGUCAAGGGGGCCGUCACGAACACGUUGGCAUCCGUGUCAUCCGCAAGCAGCGGCACCGGCAGUAGUGGCAGUGGUGGCGACGCCGCCAACACCCCUGCCGCACAAGGCAGUGUGUCCGAUGUGCGGCGUCGACCUGCGCUACUCUCCGCCACCCCUACGCUCACCACUCCUGCAACGUCGCCAACGCUACCAGUGGGACACAAGCUGUCCCGCAUCGCGCUCCCAGCCGGGAAAGCAAGUCUGCGCUACGCCCGCAACGCGUGGCACGCGCUGGCGGACCUUGGAUGGCUGGAGAACAUGCUGUCCAUAUCCCACGUGAACGUGUCGAUGGGCGUGACGUCGGAGCCGAGCAACCGGCACCGUGAGUGGAGUCUGUUCCUCAUCCUUAGCGAGAAGUGA
Messenger RNA from Leishmania mexicana MHOM/GT/2001/U1103, 2988 nucleotides. RefSeq lists its product as hypothetical. The record is from RefSeq and is a predicted model, not a curated record. NCBI's taxonomy places the organism in Eukaryota, Euglenozoa, Kinetoplastea, Trypanosomatida, Trypanosomatidae. The coding region runs from base 1 to 2988 and encodes 995 amino acids. The transcript has a single exon.